UUUAUUUUUUAGUUGCAUUGUCAUUUCAACAUGUCGGAAAGAUACAGUUUUUCUUUGACUACUUUUAGUCCCUCUGGGAAGCUUGUACAGAUAGAGUAUGCCUUGGCAGCAGUAGGUGCUGGUGCUCCUUCUGUGGGUAUAAAAGCCUCAAAUGGAGUUGUUUUAGCAACAGAGAAGAAGCAGAAAUCUAUAUUAUAUGACGAAAACAGUAUCCACAAGAUUGAAAUGAUUACCAAGAAUGUGGGCAUGGUCUACAGUGGAAUGGGCCCUGACUACAGAGUACUCUUGCGGAAUGCAAGAAAGCUAGCCCAGAACUAUUACUUAGCCUACCAAGAGAAUAUACCCACAGCCCAGAUAGUGCACAGAAUAGCCAACGUCAUGCAGGAAUACACACAGUCAGGAGGUGUGCGUCCCUUUGGGGUGUCCCUGUUGAUUGCUGGCUGGGAUGAGGAUGAGGAGAGGCCAUACUUGUACCAGUGUGACCCCAGUGGAGCAUAUUUUGCUUGGAAAGCAACAGCAAUGGGAAAGAACUAUGUUAAUGGAAAAACAUUUUUAGAGAAAAGGUACAGUGAUAACCUAGAAUUAGAAGAUGCUGUCCACACAGCCAUUUUGACCUUGAAAGAAAGUUUUGAAGGUCAAAUGACAGAAGACAACAUAGAAAUUGGAAUUUGUAAUAAAGAUGGAUUCCGACGUUUAACUCCCCCAGAGGUUAAGGAUUACCUAGCCUCUGUACAGUGACAUUUUCAUCCUCAUCAUGUUUUAUAGUGCUACUCAUUAAAUGUUGCAGAACAAUAACAUUAAAAUCUUUUGUAUAAAACCAA
Messenger RNA from Saccostrea echinata, 821 nucleotides. RefSeq names its product proteasome subunit alpha type-2. The transcript is spliced from 7 exons. Gene Ontology annotation, biological process: ubiquitin-dependent protein catabolic process. Gene Ontology annotation, cellular component: proteasome core complex, alpha-subunit complex; proteasome core complex. Bases 31 to 738 code for a protein of 235 amino acids. Lineage: Eukaryota; Metazoa; Mollusca; Bivalvia; Ostreida; Ostreidae. The record is from RefSeq and is a predicted model, not a curated record.